This is a messenger RNA of Plectropomus leopardus (leopard coralgrouper), 1861 nucleotides long. It is a transcript of the gene olmf4l1, whose product is annotated as olfactomedin 4-like 1. Gene Ontology annotation, biological process: signal transduction. The record is from RefSeq and is a predicted model, not a curated record. Lineage: Eukaryota; Metazoa; Chordata; Actinopteri; Perciformes; Serranidae.
GGUUAGUGGGAGUGUUCACAAGUUAGAAGCUCCUGCUAAGAUCACACACACACCGUGCUCAGGGACUGAUUCAUUCACCACUGCUCUCUAAUCCAACAUGAAGCUGUGUGAGAUCCUUCCACUGUUUGCUCUGUUCACCUUUACUCAACAGGCAACGUCACCACAAGAUAAGUGUGCAUGUGAGUUGAUUAAUUCAGAGAAGGCAUUCCCUCAUGACAAAUUCAGCACAGUGGAGGACCAAUCAUCAAAAUGCAACAGCAACAUCACCCCACAGAAGACUAUGGAGAUGGAGAGUCUGCUGCUUGGUUUGGAGCGUCGUCUGCCGCAGCUGCAGGAAGACGUGUCGAUGCUGGAGAGGGAAGAUGAUGGAGAGCUCUAUGCAGUUGUCAGCCUGCAAGUGAUUGAGAAUGAACUGAGGGAGAUCAAUCAGCUCAUCGACAGGCUCAACAGGACCACACUGGGAAACCAGCGUCUAACCAACGAUUCCACUAAACAGCUGGAGGAACUGAGAGCAGAGAUGCAGGAGCUGGAGACGUAUGAUACCAUGCAGGUGAUAAAGACACAAAAAUCCAACCUACGCCUGAGGAAAGACCUGGAGCAGUGCAGGACUGGAGCUCACACCAUCACCCAUCCUACCCAGCCUCCACAUGGUUACUGCCCCCACGGCCAAUUUGUGAACAUUACCAGGCCAAGGUUGCACACAGCAGGAGAGUACCCUGGCUCCUACAAGUAUGGAGCCUGGGGUCAGGAUCCCAAGCCAGAGGCGGGGAGGGAGAGAUGGUAUUGGUUGGUAAUGUUGACCUCUGGCAACAAAUUCUCCAAUUAUGUCCGUCUCUACUCCAGCCUAAGCUCUCUCAUCGUUGGGGUGAGCCAGCCAGGUAAUGUCCAGAUCCAUUCCUCCAACCCAACCACCAACACCAUCCAGGGUCCAAAUGUUGUCAUGUAUGGAGGGGCCUUGUACUAUAAUUGUUAUAACCAAGAUGCCGUUUGUCGAUUCAACCUCACCACCAAAACUGUCUCCAACUUACAACUACCCAAAGGCACAAGGUAUAACUCAAAGGGUAACUUUUGUCACCUUGAUGAAUGUUACCAGUUCACCGAUCUGGACCUGGCGACAGAUGAGUCAGGCGUCUGGGUGAUCUAUACCACCACCCAGGACUUUGGCAACUUGGUGCUGUCCAAGGUGGAGGAGACUGAACCACUGAGGCUCAGCCAAACCUGGCGCACCUCCGUCUACAAGCAGGGGGUGACCAACACCUUCGUAGUGUGCGGUGUGCUCUAUGCAACGCGGUACAUCGACAAAGAUGUGGAGGAGGUCUUCUAUUCGUUUGACACCAGGACGGGGUUGGAGAGGUUCAACGUCGGCGUCUUCAUCAACAAGAUGUCUCCUAACAUUUAUGCCCUGAACUACAGCCCUGUGAACCAGAUGCUACAUGCCUACUGCGACUCCCUCAUGGUCUCCUAUAAGGUUUUGUUCAAUUAAAUGGAUAAUGCUGAUAGUUUCCACAAAAGCCUGAAAUGCCCAUAUCUAAAUAAUGGAUGAAGUAAUAGUGAUCAACAUGAAAUAAAGGUGACUCCUUAAUAAAGCCCAACAAAUAUUAGAGGGGGUGCAAAAUUACCUGUACCAUACAUGGUAUGCAUGGUAAAUUUGGAAAGACCUGCAUAGAUUAAUAGCAGAUUAAUUUAUCUACAUAGAUUGUGGAAACAUUGCAUAAGGAUUGUCGAUAGACGAUUUUUUAAUAUGGAAAGUUUUGUAAAGUCUAUGGGAUUGUCCAGAAUCAGUCUAGCUGCAUCAGGUGAGGAAGAUAUGUUAACAACAUGUUGUCAAAACCUAAUAAAAUUUAUUUUUAACAGUUUGAAA